Magallana angulata is the source of this 1538-nucleotide messenger RNA. RefSeq lists its product as uncharacterized. Lineage: Eukaryota; Metazoa; Mollusca; Bivalvia; Ostreida; Ostreidae. The record is from RefSeq and is a predicted model, not a curated record. The transcript has 4 exons. Bases 42 to 1538 code for a protein of 498 amino acids.
UUCCAUACUCUGAUGAUGGAAGUGGAACAUUAAAUGCACAAAUGGAAGGCCCGGAAGAUGGAGAAACCUAUGUAAAGACAUCUGUCCAAGAGACCAAUAUUUUACAGAGUAACUCUGACUUAGUCGGUGAUAUUGGAUUUUUACACAAGAGCGAUCAACACAAUGUCACACAUACAGAGUCAAACAGACAGACUGUUAUCGAAACACAAACCAUCAAUAUGCUAAAUACAACUAGCGACAAUGGCACAAUUGGAGUUCCAGAUGCUGAAGGAGAUAAUGGAACUGAUCAUAUCAACAAAAUAGAUGACCAUGCUUCCCCAGCAAUAGCAGUUGUUGUUAGUUCACCGAUGAAUAGAGAUACAGCUGAACAGGUCGGCCCAUGGACAGAAGAAAUCGAAGUUGAAGACCUUCAUAAUCUCUUUGGUUGCUUUCACAUCAAAUUACCAGAAGAUCCCGAAAAAAUAUCAUUUACAAGGGAAAUUCUUGGAGAGUCAAGAUUUGCUAAUUUUAUUGAGGAGAUUAGAAAUCUUGCAAGAAGUGUUGUACUUUAUAAAUACCUGAGCGAUGAAGCAAAAACACCUGGAACAAUUUAUGUUUCUGAAGUCAGUGCAAAAUAUAAAGAUACCCAAAUAGUUAUUGAGGAAAAGGAUGCUCGACAGACGCUGGAGUUUUUCCAAGUGAAUAAUCAAAACCUUGUAAAAGUUAUGAUGAUUAAAGGAGACUUGCUUAGCGUUUUGGAGACGAAGAAAAAGGUUUACCAAAAAUAUAAAGAGCUUUAUGACAUUCAAAGUUUUUAUUUACAUCAUGAAUCUGAGCAGUAUACCGAAGUUGCAAAAUUAAGUGCUCACCAAAAAGUUGUAUCUUAUAAGCAAUUCGUUGAGUCAGUGAGAGAUAGCAUACCAUUAGAAAAUAUUGAAGAAAUUGUCAAAGUUGUUGUCAAUCGGGCUUUAUCCAAAGAAAGCAUUACUGAACUGUGCUUUGACACUGUCAUACAAGAAAGUGGAAACACAAAAAGCGAUCCAUACUAUUGUCAAUUAAAUUCAACACUCAAAAGGCUUAAAAAAGAACUGGCUAAUGAGACUGUGCAUUCAGUUAGAAAACAUUUAGUCUCAGAAAUUUGUGCCAAAAUUCAAAGGCAUAUAAAAACAGAGAUUCAAAGCAAACAGAAUAUUGAUCCAGCUUUGAUUCAACCAUUUUCAAAUUUGUCAUCACUGAUACGCCUAGGACGGUUAGCGGCUGUGAUCGCUUCAAUUUUCAAUCGUCGUUUAGGAAUCAUUGUUGCCUUAAUUACUAUUGUUGGUUCAUUACUCGUUCCUGUGGAUGUUAAUUCACGAUCGUGGAGGAGAGAUGUUGCAAACGAAAUUUACAAACAGAUAGAUGAAAACAAAAAGAACCUUUUAAGAGAACUAACAUCAGAUAUCAGAAAGUCAUGCAUAAUUACUGUUAAUCAUUUGAACAUUAUUGUUGGGCUUCUGGAAGACUUUAGAAGCCGCAUUCACUUUAGUGACGAAUUUCCACGAUUGUGGGAAGAAAGUUAA